Naumovozyma dairenensis CBS 421 is the source of this 852-nucleotide messenger RNA. RefSeq names its product Cuz1p (gene CUZ1). Gene Ontology annotation, cellular component: cytoplasm. The record is from RefSeq and is a predicted model, not a curated record. Lineage: Eukaryota; Fungi; Ascomycota; Saccharomycetes; Saccharomycetales; Saccharomycetaceae. The coding region runs from base 1 to 852 and encodes 283 amino acids. The transcript has a single exon. Gene Ontology annotation, molecular function: zinc ion binding.
AUGACCACCUCACAAGGAUCAGAAAGAGAAAUAGGAAUGCUAGAUGUAGGAACUCACUGUUCCCUAUGUGAAAAAUUAGAUUUCUUACCAUUCCAUUGUUCAUCAUGCAAUAAAGAUUUUUGUUCAGAGCAUCGGUCCAAACAAUCUCAUUAUUGUGAAUCAUUAAAGCAGCAAACCACUACCCCGAGGUCGAGCGAGACUGUUCGUGGGAAUGAUGAGCAAUAUUUUAAAAGUUUGCUUCCUGAGAAAGGAUACAUUCGAGUUAAUCAACCACAUGUCCGUAAUCCUGUAUCAACAAAUGAGGCUGUGUUAGGUAAUGGUAACUUGAGGGAAAAAAAUACAAUACGGUCGAGAUUGAAUGAAUCCACUUUAUCGAAAUUGAAAAGUUUUUUUGAUAAGCAUAGAAGUAGUAAUAAUAAGAAAACUUCUCGUAGCUUUUUUAGCUCGAAGAAAUCUAAUAAUGAUGAGAAUGAGGGGAAUAUACUUCUUUUAAAAAAAUCGGCCAUUGGAGAUUCGAAGAUUCCAACAAGUAAUAGAAUUCAUAUAUGGUGUUAUUAUUUAGAAGGUAAUUCGGAGCAAGAGGGGGACGCUAAUAGUGUGAAAACGGCUGUUUUUAUAAAUAAGAUUUGGCCAUUAGGUAGGACAUUGGAUUAUUUGGCUCAACAAUUACAAGUUAAAAAUUUGAAUAGUAAUUUUAAAACAACUAAGAAGGAAAAAUUAUACCUUUAUAAAGAAAUUAAGGCGAAGGAUAAUGUUGAUUUUAAAUUGUUGGAAUUAUCGGAUCGUGUCGCUAAUGAAUUACAUGAUAAGGACGUAGUUUAUUUAGUUCGUGGCGAUGACGUUAUAGCAUAA